AUGCCUCGAUCUUCAUUAGGGCUUCUGAUGCAAAAAGAUUUGAACGCAAAAAUCGUGCUUGGGGAGCGAGGGGUGGAAUAUGCGUGUCUGGCAAAGGACAUUUAUUGGCUUGGGUCAGGGAGGGGCGGCGACAAAGAGGAUGUUUUCCCCCCUCAGAAAGAGGACCUUGCUGUGGGAGCCCUCUACGGACGAGUGUGUCAGCAUGAGGUUUAUGUGCUCGUCGAACCCCUCGAGGAUUCCUGCAUAGACCUCUCCGCUCUUUGUCUUUAUUUCGACCCUCUCGUUCAAGUACAUCUUCAGGAAGCAGAACGGGUCGAGCAUGGAAGUCGUGGGGCCUCUGGAAAAUUUUGUUAUUGGGGAUGUGUGAGGAGGCUGUGGACGGAGGUUUCUGGAUUUAUGGGGGGAGUGUGCAGCCCUUUAUGA
Messenger RNA from Encephalitozoon hellem ATCC 50504, 423 nucleotides. Its product is annotated as Mod5 protein-sorting protein. The record is from RefSeq and is a predicted model, not a curated record. The transcript has a single exon. Bases 1 to 423 code for a protein of 140 amino acids. NCBI's taxonomy places the organism in Eukaryota, Fungi, Microsporidia, Unikaryonidae.